AUGGUCGGGUAGGGUUUUGCUCAUCCCCUAAAGCCAAUAUAUCAAAUAUAAAUGAAACUAAAUUUGUAAAAUCUUGAAAAUCAUUAUAAAUCGAAGCAUAUCUGAAUAAAAUCAAGAUUCGAGUCGCCAGAUGGAAUCCACAUUCGGUUUCCGACUGAUUCCCACCACUACGUCGUCGUUUCUUCCACACCACUUACCUAUUAACCUCAAAUUACCAAGCUUACAACGUUCAAGCUUCAUUGAGCAGAAUCGAAAGAACGUGAUUAGAAAUUGUUAUCGGCCCCAUGAAAUUGGCCCAAUUGAUGGAUUUCAGUUCACACCCACCAAGGGUUUUGUGGGAGAGGCGAUUGGAGCUGAGUAUGGAGAAGGGUUUGAGACUUUUAGGCCAGAUGGGCCCUUGAAAGUUGAUGUUGAUUUUUUAAAUGAUAGAUUACAAGAGGGUUUUCUAAAAAGAAUUCGAUACGCGAUGAAACCUGAUGAAGCUUAUGGACUUAUAUUUUCAUGGGACAAUGUGAUGGCGGGCACUCAAGCUUUGAAAUUGAGUGCUUGGAAAGAACUUGCACGUGAAGAAGGAAAGGAGAUUCCUGAGGAUGAUGAUGUACAACGGCUUUUGCUUCAUGGUGCUCCUGAUCAUGUUUUGCAUAAGGUGUUGUCGUGGGAGAAUGAAGCAUGUGAAUUGGAAAGAUUAACGUUGAAACUCUCACAGUUAUAUAGCAACAAUCUUCUCAAGCUUUCAAAACCCUUGGAAGGCCUGAAAGAAUGGUUGGAUGCAGUAUCGACCGCCCAAAUUCCUUGUGCUGUUGUUUCAAGUCUCGAUAGGAGAGUUAUGGUUGAGAUAUUGGAACGAAUGGGACUCAUGAAAUAUUUCCAGGCAAUAGUAACAGAGGAAGAUGGCAUGGAUUCUAUGGCUCAUAGAUUACUUUCUGCAGCAGUCAAGUUGGAUAGAAAACCUUCCAAAUGUGUGGUUUUUGAAGACGACCCUCGAGGUAUAACCGCCGCUCAUAACUGCACAAUGAUGGCGGUGGCGCUCAUUGGUGCACAUCCAGCGUAUGAUCUGGUGCAGGCUGAUCUUGCUGUUGGCGGUUUUAAUGAAUUAUCGGUGAUUAACCUCCGAAGACUUUUUGCGCACACGGGUUCGACUUUCAUGGAACUACAGAAGCAAGUUGUAGAGAAAACACCUCCAAGAAGGAGACUUACAGUUGACACCAUCUUUUGAUUUAUGUGAAAUUCUUGCUGUAAAUUUUAUAAAGUUCAAAAUGUAAAAUCCUGUUAUGUUACCAUGGUGUACAUAAUUCAACUCCAGUCAAAGCUAUUUAUACGCCAACACAAGAUCUGCCGCUUGUGAAUAGCAACGCUUGGUCUACUCUA
Helianthus annuus (common sunflower) is the source of this 1368-nucleotide messenger RNA. RefSeq names its product 5-amino-6-(5-phospho-D-ribitylamino)uracil phosphatase, chloroplastic. The record is from RefSeq and is a predicted model, not a curated record. The transcript is spliced from 10 exons. Lineage: Eukaryota; Viridiplantae; Streptophyta; Magnoliopsida; Asterales; Asteraceae. Bases 131 to 1216 code for a protein of 361 amino acids.